Messenger RNA from Aedes albopictus (Asian tiger mosquito), 1236 nucleotides. RefSeq names its product glycine N-methyltransferase. Gene Ontology annotation, cellular component: cytosol. The record is from RefSeq and is a predicted model, not a curated record. Bases 245 to 1111 code for a protein of 288 amino acids. Lineage: Eukaryota; Metazoa; Arthropoda; Insecta; Diptera; Culicidae. Gene Ontology annotation, molecular function: S-adenosyl-L-methionine binding; glycine N-methyltransferase activity; glycine binding. Gene Ontology annotation, biological process: one-carbon metabolic process; S-adenosylmethionine metabolic process; protein homotetramerization. The transcript has 4 exons.
CCUGAAACGACAAUAAGCCGGAGGCAAUAGCCGUGAAUCGAACGAGAUUGGGCGCGUGCGAUCAUACAGCAGAGACGUUUGUGCGAAUAUAUUGUAAUUAAAAUUUUCGGGAGCCACGCAGCCAGUUGACGAUCGCGUUUCCGCAGGAACGGUAGUUCUCCUCCAUCAGGACAAAGUUGAAUUUUUAAAGUAAGCUCAGCCGCCGCCACUGCCGUCGUCGUCAAUUAACCUAUAGUCCAGCAAAAUGCCGCAAGCAGACACCGUGUUCCAAUCGCGCUCGGAUGGCAUCUCAGCCGAGGGAGUCCGCGACCAGUACGCCGACGGGAAGGCCGCCAAGGUGUGGGAGAUCUUCAUCGGGGACAAAAAGUCCCGCACGGAGAACUACCGCAACUUUUUGGUGGAAAAACUCCGGGACAAUGGCUGCAAGCGUAUUCUGGACGUAGCCUGCGGAACCGGCGUGGACUCCAUCAUGCUGUUGGAGGAGGGCUUCGAGGUGGUUUCGAUCGACGCCUCGGACAAGAUGCUCAAGUACGCACUGAAGGAACGCUGGAACCGCCGCAAGGAAGUAACGUUUGACAAGUGGAUAAUUGAGGAGGCCAAUUGGUUGACGCUUUACGACGACAUCGAGCACCUAAUUGGCGAGGGCUUCGACGCCGUAAUGUGCCUGGGAAACUCAUUUGCCCAUCUGCUGGAUAACUACGGUGAUCAGCGCGAACAGAUCCAAGCUAUCAACAACUUUGAGAAGUGCGUUAAACCCGGCGGUCUGCUGCUGAUCGAUCAUAGGAACUACGAUAACAUCAUGGAUACGGGCGCAGCCCCCGCAAAGAGCAUCUACUACAAUAGCAGCCACACGGCAGACAUCAAAACAUCGGUCCUGUACGUCGCCAGCAAACCCACUCUGGUGACGAUGGAUUACGUCAUCAGCACCGGUAGGGGCGACACCAGCGAGUUCCGUCUCUCGUACUAUCCCCACAAGCUGGCCGUGUUCGAGGAUAUCGUGAGGACGAUUUUCAAGGGUCACACCUCCUACGAGAAGUACGGCGACUUUAAAACCAUGGACAAGGUGACCAAUCCGGCCUUCAUCAUCCACGUCGUACAGAAAGGCAAAUAGACGGGGUGACGCUGGCUCGCGGGGAUCGACUCAACGGCUGUCUCAUGGCUCGAAUAUAUCCGAUAAUUAACAGAAAUAAAUACCGACAUUGAUUUUUUAAUUGCGUUUAUGUAUUACUCUGUCUA